UGCCGUCGUCCCCCUCCACAGCUCUCCAGCUCGAGCUCGCAAGCAGGGAAAGCGAGGCCGGAGCGGGAGCAGGCGGAGGCGGAGACCACCGGAGAGCAGGACGGGGAGAGAUGUCGGCGGGGCUGGUGACAGAGGAGGCGAUGGUGGGGCGGCUGGUGCGGAUCCGGCGGACGGUGAUGCAGAUGCUGCGGGACAGAGGGUACCUGGUGGUGGAGCACGAGCUGGCCAUGGGCCGCCGCGACUUCCUCCGCAAGUUCGGCGAGUCCUUCCACCGCGAGGACCUCCUCAUCAACAAGUACAAGAAGAACGAUCCCUCCGACCAGAUAUACGUGUUCUUCCCUAACGAUGACAAGGUGGGAAUGAAGCACAUAAAGAAGUACGUCGAAAUGAUGAAAGCUGAGAACGUCUCCAGAGCCGUGCUGGUUCUUCAACAGAACCUCACUCCGUUUGCAAGGUCAUUUCUUCAGGAACUAGAGCCAAAGAUCCACUUGGAAAUUUUCCAGGAAGCCGAAUUGCUCAUAAAUAUCAAGGAACAUGUUCUCAUUCCUGAACAUCAAGUGCUUACCAAUGAGGAAAAAAAGACUUUACUGGAGCGGUACACUCUAAAGGAAACUCAGCUUCCAAGAAUACAAAUUACGGAUCCUAUUGCAAGGUACUAUGGCCUUAGACGAGGACAGGUUGUGAAGAUCAUCAGGCCCAGCGAGACAGCCGGCAGAUAUGUUACAUACCGCUAUGUUGUAUGAUAGCACACAAGUGAGAUGGAGAGCACCAUAAAGCUGGUGAUUUUUGCAGGUAUACAUACAUGCCCAUAUGCCCGGGGAUAUCACAUUGUUAUGGAGCAGCCAUGUUAAUGAUCCCAUGGCUGUUAUGUAAGUAAACUAUUGUGAGUUAAGCAUAUGGAAAUCCUCAUGUUGUACUCUCGUGUCAACAACUGUAUAAACAUUACAGAAUAAAAACACCAGUUUUCAGAGGUUCA
This is a messenger RNA of Oryza brachyantha (malo sina), 976 nucleotides long. Its product is annotated as DNA-directed RNA polymerases II and IV subunit 5A. The coding region runs from base 111 to 743 and encodes 210 amino acids. Lineage: Eukaryota; Viridiplantae; Streptophyta; Magnoliopsida; Poales; Poaceae. Gene Ontology annotation, biological process: DNA-templated transcription. Gene Ontology annotation, molecular function: DNA binding; DNA-directed RNA polymerase activity. The record is from RefSeq and is a predicted model, not a curated record. Gene Ontology annotation, cellular component: RNA polymerase II, core complex; RNA polymerase III complex; RNA polymerase I complex. The transcript is spliced from 4 exons.